Messenger RNA from Habropoda laboriosa, 458 nucleotides. RefSeq names its product transcription initiation factor TFIID subunit 13 (gene Taf13). NCBI's taxonomy places the organism in Eukaryota, Metazoa, Arthropoda, Insecta, Hymenoptera, Apidae. Gene Ontology annotation, cellular component: transcription factor TFIID complex. Gene Ontology annotation, biological process: transcription by RNA polymerase II. The coding region runs from base 22 to 393 and encodes 123 amino acids. Gene Ontology annotation, molecular function: protein heterodimerization activity. The record is from RefSeq and is a predicted model, not a curated record. The transcript has 4 exons.
UUUAUAACAUUAAUUCAAAUUAUGGCUGCAGAGGAGGGUUUUGAACAGUUCGAAGAUGAAGAGGCUGAAAUUCCGAUCGGUGGGACAUUACCUGGUGGUAGGAAACGUUUAUUUUCGAAGGAAUUACGCUGUAUGAUGUAUGGUUUUGGUGAUGAUCAAAAUCCUUACACAGAAAGUGUGGAUUUAUUAGAAGAUCUUGUUAUUGAAUUCAUUACCGAAAUGACACACAGAGCUAUGGAAAUUGGCCGUACUGGUCGUGUCCAAGUAGAGGAUAUUGUAUUUUUAGUUAGAAAAGAUCCAAGAAAAUAUGCAAGAGUAAAAGAUCUCCUGACAAUGAAUGAAGAACUAAAGAAAGCUAGAAAAGCAUUCGAUGAAGUUAAAUAUGCAGAAUAACAUCAGAGACACCUACACCGUGGUAUGAAGAGCCACACAGCCCUAAAGGAAUUUUAUGCUCAGAG